ACCCCUGCUGGACCUCAGUUUGUUUUCGAAACCAGUGUGCAUUUGAAAAGACAUAUGGCAUGAGAGCUCGAUACUACAAACUCGACUGCAGCAUUUCACCAUGGCUCAAGGAGGAACGUCUUCAAGAUUUGGGAAUUUUUUUGAUGUCGGAUAUAACAUCUGCUUGAUUUUUGGCACUGCUGCCCUCUUGUUUUCUUACCGUGAAGCAAAUAUAAAGGAUGUUGAUAUUACAGUGCAGGCAAACACUUUAAAGAGCAAGAUCCAAGAACAUGAAACAGUGGCUAUUCGAUCCAAACGGAGUGUUAGCCUUGACGGUGUUUUCAAAAGACUUGGUGAUCGUCUCGAUCUCUUAGAGCAAAGGUUCGAAAACACUAGUGCUUUUGCCAAGGCUGAAAAAUCACCGUUUGCUGCACUUCUACCUUUUCUCCGUGGGCUGAGAGGUCCACCAGGGUCUCCUGGGCAAAAAGGGGAUCGUGGCCUUACAGGGAAAAGAGGUAGAGGUGGCAGGAAGGGAGAGAUAGGCCCAAGAGGACAUCAUAUUGACCACGAAUUCAACACGACUGGCACGUCUGUGUACACCCGUUGGGGAAGGACAUCGUGCCCAAAACAAACUGGAGCAAAGCUGUUAUAUUCAGGUUAGAUGUUUCAUGUAACUUGCAGUUGGAAAUACGUUGUAAAAGAAUUGUGCUUAUAUGCUCUUUUG
Rhopilema esculentum is the source of this 703-nucleotide messenger RNA. NCBI's taxonomy places the organism in Eukaryota, Metazoa, Cnidaria, Scyphozoa, Rhizostomeae, Rhizostomatidae. The record is from RefSeq and is a predicted model, not a curated record.